Molecule: messenger RNA, 1499 nt
Organism: Jaculus jaculus (lesser Egyptian jerboa)
Lineage: Eukaryota; Metazoa; Chordata; Mammalia; Rodentia; Dipodidae
Gene: Poldip2
Product: DNA polymerase delta interacting protein 2
Exons: 11
Coding region: 37-1146 (369 amino acids)
Biological process (GO): error-free translesion synthesis
Cellular component (GO): mitochondrial nucleoid; nucleus
Molecular function (GO): DNA binding
Source: RefSeq, a predicted model, not a curated record
GUGUGUCAGCAGCCGAGCGAGGCGCUCGGGCGGGUCAUGGCAGGCUGUGCGGCCCGGCGGGCUCUGGCAGUGGGUAGCCGCUGGUGGUCCAGGUCGCUGAGCGCAGCCCGAGGGUCGAGGCCGCUGUGUGCGGCGGGUGGAGCGGGGACCUUCCCGCCGGUGGUGGUGACUACGACGACGCGAAGGCAUCUGUCGUCCCGAAACCGAGCAGAGGGCAAAGUGUUGGAGACAGUUGGUGUGUUUGAGGUGCCAAAACAGAAUGGAAAAUAUGAGACUGGGCAGCUUUUCCUUCAUAGUGUUUUUGGCUAUCGAGGUGUUGUCCUGUUUCCCUGGCAGGCCAGGCUGUAUGACCGGGAUGUAGCUUCUGCAGCUCCAGAAAAAGCAGAGAACCCUGCCGGCCAUGGCUCUAAGGAGGUGAAAGGCAAAACUCACACUUACUAUCAGGUGCUGAUUGAUGCCCGUGACUGUCCCCAUAUAUCUCAGAGAUCUCAGACAGAAGCUGUGACCUUCUUGGCUAACCACGAUGACAGCCGAGCUCUCUAUGCCAUCCCAGGCCUGGACUAUGUCAGCCAUGAAGACAUCCUCCCCUACACCUCCACGGAUCAGGUUCCUAUCCAACAUGAGCUCUUUGAAAGAUUUCUUCUGUAUGACCAGACAAAAGCACCCCCUUUUGUGGCUCGGGAAACGCUGCGGGCCUGGCAAGAAAAGAAUCACCCCUGGCUAGAGCUCUCUGAUGUCCACCGGGAAACAACUGAGAACAUACGUGUCACCGUCAUCCCUUUCUACAUGGGCAUGAGGGAAGCCCAGAAUUCCCACGUCUACUGGUGGCGCUACUGUAUCCGCUUGGAGAACCUGGACAGUGACGUGGUGCAGCUCCGGGAACGGCACUGGAGGAUCUUCAGUCUCUCGGGCACCUUGGAGACAGUGCGAGGCCGAGGAGUGGUUGGCAGGGAACCAGUGUUAUCGAAGGAGCAGCCUGCUUUCCAGUACAGCAGCCAUGUCUCCCUGCAAGCUUCCAGUGGACACAUGUGGGGUACAUUCCGCUUUGAGAGACCUGAUGGCUCCCAUUUUGAUGUCCGGAUCCCACCCUUCUCCCUGGAAAGCAAUAAAGACGAGAAGACACCACCCUCAGGCCUUCACUGGUAGACCAGCUGAGGCUCCUAGACCAGAGUGGACCCUUCAGAAAAGCUUCUGACCCACGAUUGCUACAGAACUCUACUUCUCCCCAUCAUGGGCUAUGACAAGUCUAAGAUCUUCUGUAGCAUUUAAUUGUGGGGAUCCUUUUUUUGAGGGGGAAUAUAACUUUUCUUGGAAGAUACGCAUAGGACUCCUCCAAGGCUGACUUCCUCUAAAGCCCUGCCUACACCAUGUUCCAGUAAAGCUUUCUGCUAAGGAACUGUGUUCAGCGGUCACAGGCCUUGAAGUUUCCUGGCUUGUCAUACAAAUUGUCAGGAAUGUGAGAUUUGGUCAAUAAACCAGUGCUCGCUUGGCCAAUGCCA